UCGAACACUACAAGACCUUCGGCGUUUGACUACGGUGGUACACCACGCAUUGCUUUCGACGACACAGAGGAAUCUCAAUGGAUCCCCAAAACAUAGCCAACCUCCCCUCUCAGCCCACAGAAAAUCGCGUCCUCAAAGCCAAUCACAAAACCCCAGCAGCUAGAUACAACAUCAAGGUGCUACGCGCUCUACAGCACACAUUGAAAGGCAGUCCGGAGGCUGAUCUCGCCAGCCUUCUGCCGUCAACAUAUUCAAAGAAAUUACAAUCGUUCAAGGACUCAGCAGUUCAUCCAUCGACAUCGGCGACCGGAUCCUUUGACUCCAAACCUUCAUUUCUAGAUAACGAUGUCCGCUCAAGAAUCGAUGCUGCCGACCAGUCGAUGACCUUGGUCCAGCUGUCUUCGGAACUGAACGGCCUCCUUCAACCCCACAAGGAUCUCUCAACAGGCCUUGUAAACCUGCUAGCCAACAGCGAGGUGCUCUACGAAAGCGCAUGGGCAGCAUCUAUCAUGGUGUUUCGGGUCAGCGAGAAUCUUGUUGUCAAGGUUACUGUCGAUGAGAGGUCAACACUCAACGAACACCGGUCACUAGCAUAUCUACAACAACAUCAACAUAGAUUUCCUGCCCCGAGACCACACGGCGUGGUACGCCUUGGUCAAUUCUGCCUGCUCUUUACGAGUUUCAUUCCGGGCAUCACGUUGGAGAAGGCAUGGUCUCGAUUCGACAACAUGGAGAAGACCGCCAUAAGUAAUCAACUCGAUACAUUGGUCGCUACUUUGAGGCUCAUACCCUUUCCGGAGAACACCACGUUGGGUGGCGUACUAGGGGGCGGUUGCAAGGAUGCAAGACGAGGGAUCCGUCUCAACUCUGAACCGAUCUUUAAUGUCAAGCAGUUUGAAGAUUUCAUCUUCGCCGGAUCGGAGACGGCUUCGCCCCUCUACACUAAUCUUUUGCGCAGCCUGAUGCCAAGCUUGCCAGCAACAUGCGUCUUCUCACAUGGCGAUCUUCGCCCCGCAAAUAUUAUGGUUUGCCAACGUGAAGAUGGAAGCUGGAGAAUCGUCGGUAUCAUAGACUGGGAGUCGAGUGGGUUCUAUCCGGAAUACUGGGACUGUGUGAAGGCGACAAAUAAUUUGACCCCAAGGGAGCAAGUCGAUUGGUACUCUUUUUUGCCAGACCAGAUAUCACCACAUCGUUAUCCGACGCAAUGGCUGGUUGAUCGGCUAUGGGACCGGAGUAUGGUCAACGGCUAAGGAGAAUGAAAUUUCCAUUACACCCCUGAGGGAGCAUGUGGUGAAUGGUGAGCGAACGGAUCACCGCUUUCAUUCACUCGAGUCAUAGACAAACUCUUGCGACAUGACCUGGCCUUCCUGCUCCUCUUGUUCCUCAUAUUCCUCCGAUUCCUCAUCCGCGUCUCCACCAAAGUCCUGGCCGUAAUAUGGAAGCAUCUCCUCUCUG
Verticillium dahliae VdLs.17 is the source of this 1455-nucleotide messenger RNA. RefSeq lists its product as uncharacterized. NCBI's taxonomy places the organism in Eukaryota, Fungi, Ascomycota, Sordariomycetes, Glomerellales, Plectosphaerellaceae. The record is from RefSeq and is a predicted model, not a curated record. Bases 78 to 1250 code for a protein of 390 amino acids. The transcript is spliced from 2 exons.